CCAUUUUUGGUGUCGCUGCAGCCAGGAGACCACCUAGCUCGGCUUCUUCGCUGCAGUCCCGGACCCCAGCCUGGAGCUCUUCCGCACACACCGUCCCGCUCUGCUCCUUAAAUAAACUAACGACGUCCGGGAGUUUUUUCGUCAGCGCCCCCCCCCUUUUCCCCUCACUCGCACUCGCCGGUCUUCCCGCCUCCGCGCCACAUUGGUUUUUUUUUUUGUGUGUUGCAAAAGAGGAGGAGCGACUGAAGGAGACAGGACAACCGACCGAGGAGUCGUCGGCUCGCCAGCGAACAACAAACCGCACAUCGCGCCGUGCCGUGCCGUGGCCAACACAACAACACACGCACCAACUCGCCGGCUCCUUCCUCCCGUUCACCUUCAAACCAAAGGACUUACAUUUAAAAACAAAUAAGAGUCGCGUCAGUGCGAGGAAGAAGGAAGGACGAGCUUUUCAAAAUAAAAAAACCACGGACGAUAAAUCGGGAGGAAGAUCGUGUGACAACGCCAUUAUCGGCAGCAAUGGAAGUUGUUGUGACGGAAGAGAAGAAGAAGAUUUUCCGCGCCAGGAAAACCAUGAAGAUCAGCGACCGGCAGCAACUGGAAGUCCUUCACAGCACUCUGGUGACGGCGGCGGCCGGCGCGUCGGAACCUUCCCCGCCUCUGAUGAACGGCUCUCACAAAGAGGACGGGCAGAAGGGCGGGGACGGCGAGCAGAACAGCCACCAGGACUCCAACUCCCCGAUCGCCACAUCGCCCGCCUCUCAGAGCUCCCCGGCACCGUUCCUGUCACUCAACCUGUCCCCCUCGCCUGUGCCCUCGCAAAGUCCGAAGGACAAGGAAGACUCUGCGCCUUCUUCGCCAUUCCACUCGAUAAACUUUGAACUGAAAAAGUUGGACGAGAAGGCUGACUCGUCAGAGGAGACUGUUGAUGCAGAAGCAAAGGAACCCAAAGAGCAGAAGGAUGAGGGUGCCAAGGUUUUGGAAAAAACACAGGAGGACCAAACCACGCCAGAAGACAAAGCUAGCGAUCCCAGCGAGAGCUCCGUUAAAGAAUCAGAUUCUUCUUUGCCCCCGGCAUCUGACUGUGUCGUCCCGAUGGAAACAGACUCUCCUCCAAAGGCCACAGCCCCGAUAAAGUCUUCUGAAUCUUUGACUUCCGAUUCCUCCGCUCCUUCCUCUCCUUCUUCCUCUGUGGAUAUAAAGGCGGAUGUAAAACAGGAGGCCAAAUGCAACCAAGAGACCAAGAAAAGCUUGUUAAAAGAGGAGAAGAAUGAUGUCAUCUUUGUGAAAGUGGACACCAAAAAGGAGAAAGUGGAAGAUGGGCAGACGUCUAAGCCAUCUCGCCCAUCGUCUACUCCACCGUCUAAUACAGUGUCGCACGAGAGUAAUUCUUCUUCCGGACUCAAGCGGACUUUAUCAGAGGGCUUCGACAACGACGGGCAGGCUGUGAAAAGAGAGGGGAAGAGACCGAAGGUGGAACGAGGAGAGUUGGAGGCUGAACUGGAACUGAAAAUAACGGCCAAAGCCGGCAGUCACCACAAGCUGGAGAAGAUUGUCCAGCAAUUGGUGGAGGAACGGUUGAGGGUCAUCGAGAUGUCCAUUUAUGAGAAGAAUUUCCAGGAACUGAAGGGCAGAGUUGACAAGAUGGACUGUGCCACUAAACACCAGACGGCCAUCCACUCUCUACAGGCCAAGAUAGCCCGACUGUCCAAAAAGUUUGGCGAGGCUAAUCAGGCAUCAGAGAACAAAAGGAAACAAGAGGCGCUUGCUGCCGCCGCUGCCGCCGCCGCCAGUGCUUCUGCCGCCGCCGCCGCUUCUGCCGCCGUCUCGGCCGCCAAGACGUCACUCGCAACCGCCCCUCAAAUUUCCCGGCCAGUCGUCCGGGCAUCCAUGGAGCUAAAGCAGCAUUCAGGGACAACCGUUACUAUACCCCACGUCACUGGAAAGCUGGCCCCGCCUGCUCCAGUGUCCACCUCUACAACCAUGGUCUCACAGGCCCCCAUCAUUAAACUCAUCACCUCCACCUCCAAUGCGGUCUCCACCUUGGCCACUGGCAUCACCACUCAGACCUCUCCAGGCACCCUGCUGCUGAAGACCGGCCCUGGGAGCAGCAUGAUGGCCACUGGCCAGCCACUCCUCAUACAGCUCCCGCUCUCCAUGGCCAACGGCCAGACCGGAACCCUGGUCAACAUCCCGGUGUCUUCUCUGUCUGCGGCCAGCUCGCUCAACAAGCCCAAAACCUCCACUUCCACGGCCACUUUCAUCAUCAAGCAGGCUCCUGCCAUCACCACUUCUGCAGCCUCUAUUCCAGGCGCCGUCACCGUGUCGGCGCUGCAGGGUCCACCUGUUCAGAAGACCACGGGUCAGCUCUCGCUCGCCCGAGCGGUGUAUCAAGGCGGCGCCGGGGGGAUAACGACCCCGAGCGCAGGCGUGUCCGUGACCACGGCAAGGUCUGUGGCUCAGCCCGUGUCUGUAGCUGGAGCCAUGUCCACGCUCUCCUCAUCUGCUACUUCUGGUCCAGCGGCAACAGGAUCAGCAGCUCCAGGACCACCUCAAGGAACAUCUUUGACAUCCAAAACAGACAACCUCGCCACAGGAUUCACCCCGUCCAAAGCUCCUGUAGCAUCUGUGGCUACACCCGCAGCUACCACCCCCGUAGCACGUCCCAAAGGCUCAGUCAUUGACCUGACUGAGGACGACGACGACGUGAUGGUGACCGGAGUGACUGCGGCCACGAUCCCAGCCCCCUCGCCCACCCAGCGUCAGCACACAGUCAGCGUUCCAAGCAGUUCCGGUGCCAGGUCUUCCCCGCAGAGCAGCCAGAACACCUCCAGCAGCAACCCGUCAGGGAACACCCGCCCCCAGCUGGAUUCCUCAACAAAAGCGCGUACGUCGACGACCACCGCCUCCAUCCGCGGCACCGGCACCACCCUGCCGCCCCUGCCGGCGGCGCCGGUGCCCAUGGCGCUGCCGGCGGAGGCCCAGCGGACCUCGCCCCCCCAGCAGCCGCAGCUCAAACUGGUGCCGAGUCAGACGGGCAUCGUGCUGUCCUGGUGCGUGUCGGAGACCGACCUGACGUGCGCGGCGGUGGAGAGCUACCACCUGUACGCCUACCACCAGGACAACUCCAGCGGCGGCGCGGCGCAGCAGCACUGGAAGAAGAUCGGCGAGGUGAAGGCCUUGCCGCUGCCCAUGGCCUGCACCCUGACUCAGUUCCAGUCGGGCUCCACCUACCAUUUUGCGGUCCGGGCCAAGGACAUCUACGGCCGCUUCGGCUCCUUCUGCGAACCCCAGUGCACAAACGUCAUCAAUUCCAGCUCCAACUGAUAAGUAUUGGCCUUUGACUCUUCUUCUUUUAGUCCACCUCGGUCUUAGACCCAGUCUGUAAAUACUUCUCUGCGGGGGAAACUGCAAGUUUGUGUCUUUUCCACGGUGGAUAGGGUUUGUAUAUACGACUAUUCCUCCUCGCUGUCCAUACGGAAUAAUUUAUGUUAUCGGCUCAUGUUAGUCUCACCCAUUUGCUCUCCUGGAGACAUGAUGUCACCAGGGUCGUCAUGGAAACAGAAUUGCACAAACGUGUACGUGUGGUAGGCAGUGAAUGACAACUUUUGUAAGUUUUGUCUGGUAACCAGACUUGUGACAAACACAAUAAA
Molecule: messenger RNA, 3653 nt
Organism: Entelurus aequoreus (snake pipefish)
Lineage: Eukaryota; Metazoa; Chordata; Actinopteri; Syngnathiformes; Syngnathidae
Product: activating transcription factor 7-interacting protein 1-like
Exons: 13
Coding region: 520-3327 (935 amino acids)
Biological process (GO): regulation of DNA-templated transcription
Cellular component (GO): nucleus; transcription regulator complex
Molecular function (GO): protein binding; transcription coregulator activity
Source: RefSeq, a predicted model, not a curated record